CAGAAGGAGUCUGCACAAUCAUACAUUUGUUGUGAAAAUCGUCAAAUACGUUUUUUUUGUAGCGAUGUAUGACCAUGUUUUGAACACUUAGUAGAGUAGCGAUAAACGUUGUCUUUAUUCAAAAACAACAACAAACAAACAAGCGGUUGCGGACAGAAGACAGUAACUGUUGUGCUUCUUAUUUGGAUCAGCUGUGUUAAGUCGUCACGGAUUUCUCUCGUUCACUAAUGCAUGAACUCAUGAAGGAUAAGCAGCUGGUUUGUGAGGUGCACAAAAACGCCAAGAAACUUACUAUUUAGAUUAGAGGCUAGUGCACUAAGGAUUUGAAGAGUACUUUAGUUAUAAUUCCAUCGUUUGAAUGGAUCGUCAAUCAUCCGAAAUCGAUCAAAAGAGCAUAAAACAAUACACCUCUUUGCCAAAUAUGGACUUAUCCUUAGAUACUGUAACUCCCGAUGUUUUUGAGACGAUUACCAUCAAGCGUCGAGUCUACACUCAACAGGACUUGGACAAGGUCUACAAUGAAAUGCCAACACCGAAAACCUUGAAACAACACACCAGAAAUUCAUGUCGGUGCACCAAGAAAACAGUUUGUAAACGCAUCCUGUCAUACUUACCCAUUUUCCAUUUCAUUAGGUGGUAUAAAUGGAGACAGAACCUGGUCAGUGAUACACUGGCUGGUCUUUCUGUUGCCUUCAUGCAGCUACCAAUAGGUCUCGCCAUGGGUAUUCUUUCAUCACUUAAACCUAUUUAUGGGUUGUACAGCACGUUCUUUGGAAUUGUCUUUUAUGUAAUCUUUGGCACAUCUCGACAUAUGUCAUUUGGAACGAAUGCUGUAUUGUCUCUUCUAACUGCCACUAUAGUUGAAAGGGAGGCCGGUUUAAAAUAUGGUGGUGGUAGUGGUGGGAUUCCUUCAAACCUAAGUGUGGUUGACCCAGCUCUAGAAAACGAAAUACUGCAGUACAAAGUGGGUGUCGCAAUGGCUGCUGCUUUCAUGUCUGGAUUAAUUUUACUUGUGAUGGGUUUACUGAGAUUCGGUUUUAUCACCAGCUAUCUUUCCGUCUCAUUCCUUGGUGGAUUUACAACGGCAGCAGCAUUUCACAUCGCGACCAGUCAAGUCAGCAAAAUAUUGGGCAUAAAGGUCGGAGGACACACUGGACCCGGAAAAAUCGUUCUCGUGUAUGUGGACAUAAUUAAGAACAUUGCAAACACAAAUGUUGGGGAUCUCAUUGUUGGCUUGAUAAGCAUGGCCAUUUUGUUAGGUGUGAAGGUUGGAAUCAACGAACGUUAUGGGAAGAAAAUGAAAAUGCCUGUGCCUAUAGAUCUCAUAAUUGUUAUUACUGCAACAAUAAUUUCACAUUUUGCAGAGUUUGAAAGACGCUUCGGAAUUUCUGUAGUAGCACAUAUUCCAUCUGGAAUGCCUGUGCCACGUCUACCAGAUGUAAGCGCAUUAGGUAGAGUCAGCCAAGACAGCUUCAUAAUCGCUAUACUGGCUUUUGCUAUGUCAAUAUCCAUGGCAAAGCUUUGUGCUACUCUGCAUAGCUACGAAAUAGACAGCAACCAAGAGUUAGUAGCCUACGGAGCAACCAACCUGCUCGGGUCAUUUCUUCAGUGUUUUCCAAUGUGUGUUGCACCACCAAGAACCAUGCUCCUUAGUUCGAUUGGAGCCAAAACAACGCUGAAUGCGAUUCCAACUGCCAUAUUUAUGCUGGUAGUGUUGCUGGUGGCGGGUCCACUCUUUGUCUCUCUGCCAGUAACUGUUUUGGCAGCAAUGAUUAUCGUAGCAGUGAAGAAUGUACUGCUUCAAGUCAGACAACUCCCUAAUCUUUGGAAGGUCUGCAAAUCAGAUUUUGUGAUUUGGCUGGUAACAGUAAAAGUUUGUAUUCUAGUUGAUCUUGAUAUUGGUAUUAUCGUAGGAGUGGGAACAUCCGUAUUUACAGUUAUCGCCCAGAGUCAGUUUUCAUCUGGGCGACUGGUUGGAGUCUCAGAACAAGAAGACAUUUACCUCGACCUCAAGGGUCACAAAAAUAUCAAAGAACUGAAAGGAAUAAAAAUAUUUUAUUUCAACACAAUGCUGUUUUUUGCCAGCGUUGAAAGAUUUAAAUCUCAGCUUUUUCAGAAAACGUUUAAUCCAUUACAUUUUGAGAUGGGUAAGUGUAUUAUUGUUGAUGAUUCAACAGUGUUAAACGGUGUAAACGAAGACGAAAACUGGAUACAUCAUAUCAUUAUAGACUGCUCAGCUAUGACCUACAUUGACACGGCUGGUGUAAAUGUCCUUAAGAUGGUCAUUACUCAAUACAGGAGAGCUGGGACAGAAAUAUGUUUAGCAAACUGUUGCAGUUCCAUGUUGGUUGUGUUGGACAGUGCUCAGGUUUAUGACAUCCUGCCAAAAGAUCAUGUUUUCUUCAGUGUACACGACGCUGUGACGAAAGCAGCAGUCUAAUAUGACAUUUCGUUGGACUUGAUUAUGGUAACAUGGCUGUCCCUGGGAUGUGGAAGGAACAUAUGGGUCGGUAUUAGGAUAUUUCACCGGUUUUUACCCAAGGUCACAACCAUCAUUUUCAGUGUACAUGACAGAUAUGCCACAUGUUUUCAAAUAAUGAUAUAUACCUCCUAACAUCGAUCACACAAUAUACCAAAUCGGCCUUAGGCAGGGGUGUGUUUUAAGCCCGAUACUGUUUUCUUUGUAUAUAAAUGAACUUAGUGGUGAGAUGGUCGAGUAUUAUGAAAGAGGUAUCCAGAUGACACCAGAUCUUACAGAAAUUAUGAUGUUGUUAUUUGCAGACGAUAUUGUUUUACUUUCAGAUACACGAGGGGGGCUACAAAAGCAACUAGAUAUACUGUAUAAUUAUUGUCAAAAAUGGAAGCUGAUUGUAAACUUACAGAAAACAAAAGUAGUAGUAUUUCGAAGAGGGGGAAAACUUUACUUUAAUGAAAAAUGGUAUUAUGGAAAGGAAAUACUAAAUGUGAUUCCACAAUAUAUCUAUCUUGGGAUAUGAUUCAAUAGUCAAACAAGUUUAGCACAAGUAACUAGUCAUUUAGCAGUCAAAGGUAAAAGGGCAUUAAUAGAGGUUUUGAGAACAAUGUCAAACUACAAAAUAUUCCCAUUUCAUAUUUACUUUAAAAUAUUUGAUACACAGGUAUUACCUAUUUUAUUGUAUGGGUCUGAACUAUGGGGUUUUCAACAGUUCGAAAGUAUAGAAAGGGUACAAUAUAUGGCUUGUAAACGAUUUUUAAAUGUAAGUAAAUAUGUACCAAAUGUCAUGGCACUAGGGGAAUGUGGAAGAUAUUUGAUAUACCAUAACAGUCUCAUUAGGUGUAUACAGUAUUGGAUAAAAUUGUUGCAAAUGCCAACUUUCAGAUAUCCUCAUAAAGCUUACAACAUGUUAUAUUCUUUAGAUAAUGCAGGAAAAUAUACGUGGGCUACUGCUAUCAAGAAAAUUGUGUUUUCUUUAGGUUUUGGAUAUGUAUGGAUAUCUAAAGAUGUUGGGGAUAAGUCAUUAUUUUUAGCCACAUUCAAACAAAGAGUAAAAGAUAUUCAAACACAACACUGGAUUACGAAAAUUAAUUCUAAUAGUAGGUAUGAUAUAUAUUGUAAAUAUAAAUUAAAUCUAGAACCUGAAUUAUAUCUUACAUCUUCUGCACUUGAAAUGUAUAAAAAGGAUAUAGCAAUGAUUAGAAUGGGAGGAGUGGGUCUAGCUGUGGACGAAGGCAGAAAUAUAGGUUUAAAUAAAAGAGAUAGGAUUUGUAAAUUAUGUAAUAAAAGAGAAGUAGAAAACGAAUUCCAUUUUAUUAUAAAUUGUCCACUAUAUGAAACUUUAAGAGAAAUGUAUAUACCUAGAAAGUUUUUGACAAAUAGAUCCUUGUAUACUUUUAAUGAAUUGAUGUCUACAAGAAAUGAAAAUAUACUAAAAGGUUUAGGUAUUUGUUUAGCUAAAGCAUUGCAGUUAAGAAAGGAAAGAAGUGGUGUAAGUUACAGAUCUGGUGUGUAAUGUAAAUGCAUAGAAGUUUAUAACUAUGCUGUUCAUAUAGUGGUACUUUGGAAUAAUGUCACCUGCACAAAGGUCCAGUUGUUCAACAAUCAUAAGCUGACUACACGUUGAUAAAGAGUGUGUAUGUGGGUGAGGAUGGGGUAUGGUAAUAAAGGAAAAUAAUAAAUAUGAGAAUAAAUUAUAUGAAUCAAAACUAUAAUAGUGGGAUAUAAGUUAAUUUGUAGACCUAUAUGAGAUACUGUACACCAAAAAUAAUUGUUAGAAAAUACAAAUAUUGUUAUUCUUCCUAAAAUCUAUUUACAAACUAAUUGCAGUUAAAUAAUAUUUAGUUUGCUAUAUGAAUUGUUGAACAACGGGUCCUUCAAAUGUCACCUUUUGUUGUCUGUAAAUGGGCUAUGGCCUAAAAACGGAAUAAAGAAUUGAAUUGAAUUGAAUUGAAAAAUAGCUCGUGUUAAAAUAAUAUUUAAAUCAUGUAUGCUAAUUAAACGGGUUUCAAUAAAC
Molecule: messenger RNA, 4490 nt
Organism: Gigantopelta aegis
Lineage: Eukaryota; Metazoa; Mollusca; Gastropoda; Neomphalida; Peltospiridae
Product: solute carrier family 26 member 6-like
Exons: 2
Coding region: 359-2440 (693 amino acids)
Biological process (GO): transmembrane transport
Cellular component (GO): membrane
Molecular function (GO): oxalate transmembrane transporter activity; bicarbonate transmembrane transporter activity; sulfate transmembrane transporter activity
Source: RefSeq, a predicted model, not a curated record